AUGACAGGUGGGAUUGGUGUGGGAGGUACUUUGCAAAGCGAACUCACACCACCACCAACCGGAGUAAUCAAGCCUCCCUUCAAGCACACUUGCUCUUGCGGAUCGAAUCGAUCAGUUCUUGAGGGACUUUCUUCAUGUUGCCGUGGACAUCGUAGCUCUCGAAGUAUACAGGCGCGUGCAUGCCUCCAUGACCUGCUCGACUGCACCGGUGACCAGAGAACCGAUUCCUUCCGUCGCCCGGUAUCAGAGUAA
Molecule: messenger RNA, 252 nt
Organism: Ilex paraguariensis (yerba mate)
Lineage: Eukaryota; Viridiplantae; Streptophyta; Magnoliopsida; Aquifoliales; Aquifoliaceae
Source: the annotation of a GenBank genome assembly